Rodentolepis nana is the source of this 555-nucleotide messenger RNA. The record is from the annotation of a GenBank genome assembly. Lineage: Eukaryota; Metazoa; Platyhelminthes; Cestoda; Cyclophyllidea; Hymenolepididae.
AUGGUUAUAGCUGCGAGUCUGCCUCGAGUUGAUCCUAACCGGAUGUCAGAAAUGUCAUCCUCGCGUAAUGUCAAUGACUUACAGCGCUUAGUCAAUGAUCAGCAGGAACGUUUAAAUGCGAUAGCAAAUCAAAUGGAGAAUGUUGUACAAAUUGUUGAGACGAUUCGACGAGAACAACGUGAACAAGCAGACGACGUUGCUGGACAGCUUCGGGAUUUCGGUAGACAACUCUCGGAAAUCAAAUCAGCUCAAUUAAACAAUCAGGCGAGUGUAGCAAAAGGCAUGAAGUCAAUGACCGAACGUAUCUACUCCAUCAUGGUUGAGUUGGAUGAACUGAAGAAGGCUCGUGAAGGUGAUGUUGUGGAUCUAAGUCGUAUGAAGAAGGUGGUCAAGGAUAUCGACACUCGAACAAUGCUCUCAGGUAUCAGUUUGAAUGGAAAUGGGGAAGAUAACAACGGGCAGCCAGGGGAUGUCAAGGUCAAAAUUGAUGGACGUGAUUUCUGUGAACCAUAUCCCUCGUCUAGGUCUUCGAAACCCCCAACAGGUCAUCGAUAG